AUGGACAUGUUUAACUUGCAAUGUGAUGAUGUUUCGAAGCUGCAAUUUGGAAGUCUGGAAAUAGCUUACACAUGGUACUGUUGGUUUGCAAAGAUGAACGGUUUUGCAGUCCGUAAAGGUCAAGUUAUUAAAAAAAAGAGUGGAGAUGUUACUCAACAAACAUUUCUUUGUAACCUUGCAGGAUUUAGGCAAAACAAAGUAGAUAAUCGCAAACGUGGUCCGAGGCACGAAAUCCGGUGUGGAUGUGAAGCAAAAUUUCGGGUUCAUAUUGAUAUAAUUUCACACCGUUGGUAUGUCACAGUUUUUACCUUUGAGCACAAUCAUGCAAUGUUAAAGGAGAAGCACUGCAGGCUGUUGGCAGGUAAUAGGAAGCUUAGUAAGUCAGAUAAGAUGCAAAUUAAGAAUUUUGGGAAUGCCGGAAUCAAAGUAACUCAAAUGAUUGGUUCAUUCGCUAAUGUUGCCGGGGGGUAUGAUAAGGUAGGAUUUUUGAAGAAGGAUGUACAUAAUCAAAUUGCAAGACAAAGGAAAGAGAUGUCUUCUGAUGCUAAAGGUGCUGUCAGGUAUCUUAUUGAUCUUCGUGUAAUAGAUCCAUUGAUGCUUGUUGCACACACGGUGGGUGCGGAUGGAACGUUGCAAAACCUAUUUUGGAGCGACGGUGAGAGUCAAAAGAAUUAUGAACUGUUUGGUGAUGUGCUUGCUUUUGAUGCUACAUACAAGAAAAAUAAAUACAGGUGCCCAUUUGUUGUUUUUUCUGGCGUUAAUCACCAUAACCAGACGAUUAUAUUUGCUACUGCCAUAGUUUCAAAUGAGGUUGAAAGGACAUAUGUAUGGUUGCUGGAGCAGUUUUUGGUUGCAAUGAAAGGUAAGACACCUUUAUCUGUAAUAACGGACGGUGAUGUUGCUAUGAGAAAUGCAAUCAUGAAAGUCUUUCCCAACAGUUACCACAGGUUAUGUGCAUGGCAUCUCCUACGAAAUGCAAUUUCCAACAUUAGCAAUCCCAAUUUCAUCCCUGUUUUCAAAAAAUUAAUGCUUGGUGAUCACGAUGUUUGGAAAUUUGAGAGUCUGUGGAAUGAAAUGUUAGAUAGGUUUGGGUUAGAAGAUAAUAAUUGGAUCAAUGAAUUGUACCAGAAAAGGAAGAUGUGGGCAACAGCUCAUAUUAGGGGAAAUUUCUUUGCAGGAAUAAGAACGACAUCGCGGUGCGAAGCAUUUCAUAGUCAUAUGGGAUAG
Messenger RNA from Vicia villosa (hairy vetch), 1227 nucleotides. RefSeq names its product protein FAR1-RELATED SEQUENCE 5-like. Lineage: Eukaryota; Viridiplantae; Streptophyta; Magnoliopsida; Fabales; Fabaceae. The record is from RefSeq and is a predicted model, not a curated record. The transcript has a single exon. Bases 1 to 1227 code for a protein of 408 amino acids. Gene Ontology annotation, biological process: regulation of DNA-templated transcription.